Molecule: messenger RNA, 519 nt
Organism: Polychytrium aggregatum
Lineage: Eukaryota; Fungi; Chytridiomycota; Chytridiomycetes; Polychytriales
Exons: 3
Coding region: 1-519 (172 amino acids)
Source: RefSeq, a predicted model, not a curated record
AUGCUCGUCAACCCGCUGUCCUGGGCCGUGCUUGCCCUGUGUCUGGUGGGCCCGCUGGCUCGCCUGGCUGCAGCCGCCCAGCCACAUACCCACACCUUCCGCUACAUGCUCACGAAUACCACUGUCCUGGAAUAUCACUGCAAGUCCAUCGGGCCCUGUGUGUCCUGCACUAUCCUGGAGAAGAAAGCGGAUCAAUGCCAACCAUUCGGAAACAAAGAGCCCCUGUCCUGUCGUGAAGAAGUCGUCGACUUUGACCAGGGCAAUCCACAUCACGUCGAGGCAGCCCGAAAGCACUCGCUGUCGCUGCCGGCCAACGACUCGGAGCACCAGACUCAACGACCCGAGCCUCCCGCCUGGGGAAGCUGCUUGAUCGUCACGACGACCGAGAACCUGCGGUUCAUGAUCUUUGUGCUCCUGAACCUGUCGCUGCUGAUCGUCGCUGGCAGCAUCGUCUUCUGGCGGAACCGGCUCAUCAAGCAGGAGCAGCAUCGCCGCAUCCGGAUGCGCAUUCAGUCAUGA